Molecule: messenger RNA, 855 nt
Organism: Talaromyces stipitatus ATCC 10500
Lineage: Eukaryota; Fungi; Ascomycota; Eurotiomycetes; Eurotiales; Trichocomaceae
Exons: 2
Coding region: 1-855 (284 amino acids)
Molecular function (GO): nucleic acid binding
Source: RefSeq, a predicted model, not a curated record
AUGGCAAGAGAGGAAUAUUCAGUGGAAAUCCGUGCCCAGAUUGUGGCCUUGGUGAUGAUUGCAAAAAUGAAGCCUCAAGACGUUGCUAUAUUGCUCAAUAUCCCACAGGUGACUGUUUAUAAUAUCAUAAAACGUGCUAAAGAGUACGGAUAUGACCCUACAGUUAAUCCUCGUAUUGAGCAUGAGCACGUUGCUAGUAAAGAGCGCAGUGGCCGCCCUAAAGUGGUUACUGAAGCUAUUGAGAGCUCCAUUAUAGCAAGUAUCACAAAGGACCGCGCUGGUCGUGAGAAAUCUGCCGAAUAUCUUGCUUAUGAAGCCGGUAUUUCUGAGUCCUCUGUUCUACGUCUUUUGAAAUUGAAUCCUUUUAGCAAAUGCAAGCCAACUGCAAGACUCGCAUUCGCCCUUGAGCAUCAACAUUGGACCCUCGAGGAAAUCAAGAAUAUAAUAUGGACUGAUGAGACCUCUGUCGUCCUAGGCCACCGAAGGGGCUCCAAUCGGGUGUGGCGUAGGACUUUUGAGUGCUACGAUUUUACUGUUAUUCGCAGGCGCUAUAAGGGGUCUACUGAAUUCAUGUUUUGGGGAUGCUUUUUGUAUGAUGCUAAGGGUCCCUGUCAUAUUUAUCAAGCAGAAAAUGCAGCAGCUGCUAAAAUAGCCGAGAAAGAGUUGGAAAUCAUAAACCGACAACGCGAGAAGCAAGCUCAAGACGAAUGGGAAUUGAAUAACGCAUUUGCAAGGCUCCAGCUGCGUCCUCGUCCUGGUAGAAAGCCAACGUUUAAGUUUACUGCAAAGAAUGGAAAGCUAGUUCGGAAAGGAAAGGGUGGCAUUGAUUGGUAUCGCUAUCAAAAGGUCUGGUAA